UGGUGUCUUUCUGAAGCCAGAGAUACAGUGGAACAGUUGUAGGGCAGGUCUAUCUGCUGAGACAUGAUUGGCCAAACAGCAUGUCUUCAGUGGGCUGCUCAGAACCAAAGGUCCAACCACUCUGCUCAAACUGUAGCUUUGACGUAGCUGCUGGACACCUUCAAGGCGAGCGCCAGUCGGCUGUGUGUUUCUGCAGAAAUAUGGGCUCCAGCAGCUCUGACAUGAAAACUGUCCCAAACUCCCAGGAGCUCAUGGAGGAAACCGGCUUCUCUGCCGCCCACCUGUUCCGACUCUAUGAGAGGUUUGAGUUUCUGGACAAAGACAACAAAGGACACCUCAGGCCCGAGGAUUUUGAAGCAGUUCAGGAGUUGUCCACGAACCCCAUCAGAGACAGAAUCAUUGGGUCCUUUUUCCCUCCAGGACAGGAAACUGCGGACUUCCCCACUUUCGUCCGGAUUCUGGCUCACUUCCGUCCCACUGAGAAAAGCCGAACUAGAGGAGAUCAGCCGGAACCGGCUAACAGCAGCACCGGGAAACUCAAAUUUGCCUUCCAGCUGUACGAUCAGGACAGAGAUGGGAAGAUUUCCAAAGAUGAGCUUCUUCAGGUGCUGCGAGCGAUGCUGGAGAUGCAGGUGACCGAGGAGCAGCUGCAGAGCAUGGCAGAGCGAGCCAUCCAGGAGGCCGACUUGGACAAAGACAARGCUAUUUCCUUUGAGGAGUUCAGAAAGACACUGGAGAAAGUGGACACUGACCAAAAGAUGAGCAGUCGCUUCAUGAAAUGAAGACACAAACUGACAAAGACUUUUUCACAUUCAGCAAAAACCAGACAAGUCGUGUGUCCUCUUGUGUCCUUUCACACAGGAUGUGAAAGGACACAAGAGGAAGAAAUCAAGAUGUUCCUGGUUUGAGUCCGAUCUGCUGCUGCCUCAGUCAGAUGAGAGACAUUUAAAGACUGUAAAAAUGAAAGAAAAACAACUCAGAUGUCUCUCCUUGAUGAAUAAUCUGUGCUCAAAGACAAUUUAACAUGAUUUAAAUAACAAGAACGCCAAAAAUAAUUCUGCAGGAAGCUCAUUCUGCACAUUGUAAAAUGUGUCAGUGUCAGACACGUUGAUAAAAAAAAAAAAAUUGACUUUUUGUUGACAAUAACUUGUAGAUUUUGUCUAUUAUAAAUGGAAAAUAGUCUAGAAGUUAAUGGUGAAAGUGUCUCUUUUCUUAAACUUGAACUUUCUUGAUCAUAUUCUGAGUUUUUACACAGAAGGAAAGCCCUGUUUUCCAUUGUCUCACCAUGACUGAAUCAUCUGCAUAACCUGACAUUAAACGUUCAGGGCUUUGACACACCAGGAAAGAG
Austrofundulus limnaeus is the source of this 1348-nucleotide messenger RNA. It is a transcript of the gene chp2, whose product is annotated as calcineurin-like EF-hand protein 2. The transcript is spliced from 7 exons. The record is from RefSeq and is a predicted model, not a curated record. NCBI's taxonomy places the organism in Eukaryota, Metazoa, Chordata, Actinopteri, Cyprinodontiformes, Rivulidae. Gene Ontology annotation, molecular function: calcium ion binding. The coding region runs from base 81 to 782 and encodes 233 amino acids.